AUGUGCGGCCGCUACGUCCUCGCCAUGCGCCCGUCGCAGGUGCGCCAACACUUAGAGGAGCAUAACAUGCCAACGGAUGAAGCACCCAGCGACGAGGAUGGCCAGCUGCGCCAAAGCUACAACUUCGCCCCAGGCUACCACGGGCUAAUCUACCGCGCCGCCACCAAUGACCGCGGCACAAACGCCACCCCACGGGAGGACAGCACUCAAACCGAGCAGCAGUCCUCGCCCAGAGCCGCUCCCUCCUCUCAAGCGACAACCACGUCCGUAGACGGCCUGGCGACACGCGAGACAAAGUACAAACUGCAAGCGGCCAAAUGGGGCCUCAUCCCCUUCUGGACCAAGCGCUCGCCCGACUACGGCAGCAUGCUGCGCACCAUCAACUGCCGCGACGACAGCCUGAUCGAGAACCGCGGCAUGUGGAACACGAUGAAGCAGCGCAAGCGGUGCAUCGUCGUCGCCGAGGGCUUCUACGAGUGGCUGAAGAAGAACGGGGGCAAGGAGAAGAUUCCGCAUUUCGUGAAGCGGAAGGAUGGGCGCUUAAUGUGCCUGGCGGGACUGUGGGAUUGCGUGCAGUACGAGGACACCGAGGAGAAGCUGUAUACGUACACCAUCAUUACCACGGAUUCGAAUCGGCAGCUGAGGUUCUUGCAUGAUCGGAUGCCGGUCCUUUUGGAGGCGGGUUCGGAGCAGAUGGCCAAGUGGUUGGAUCCUGGCAAUGUGGGGUGGAAUAAGGAAUUGCAGGAUAUGUUGAAACCGUUCAGUGGCGAGCUGGAGUGCUACCCGGUGGACCAGGCGGUGGGCAAGGUCGGGAACAACAGCCCGAGCUUCGUCAUCCCGGUCGACAGCAAGGCGAACAAGAAGAACAUUGCCAACUUCUUCGACAAUCAAAAGGCGUCGCCCAAGAAGGGUAGUCCAAUCAAGGUGGAUAAGCAGGAGGAUCGCGCGACGGCGGUAAAAGUCGAGGAUAUCGAAUCGAAUGCUCCCUUGCCAAAGCCAAGGGGCCAAACGGAUGAGCAGCUUUCCCAGGCCAUCAAAGAAGAAGGCGAGGAGCUUGAUGACUCGGCUUUGCUGAAGGCGGAGGAUGAAGAGAAUGAAAAGGGCAUCAAACGGAAGAUGUCCGAGAUCAAAGACGAGGAUCUAUUGGAGGCGGAGAGCAGUCCAGCGAAGAAGGCUGCAAAGCCUAGUUCAUCGCCUAUCAAGCCCGCUCGCAGUUCGACGAGAAGCGCAACAUCGAACGCUACAGUCCCCAAGACACCGACGAAAGCGGGUGGGAACGCGAAGAUUACCAGCUUCUUCGGAAAGUGA
This is a messenger RNA of Neohortaea acidophila, 1308 nucleotides long. RefSeq lists its product as uncharacterized. Gene Ontology annotation, molecular function: single-stranded DNA binding. The coding region runs from base 1 to 1308 and encodes 435 amino acids. Gene Ontology annotation, biological process: DNA damage response. The record is from RefSeq and is a predicted model, not a curated record. The transcript has a single exon. Lineage: Eukaryota; Fungi; Ascomycota; Dothideomycetes; Mycosphaerellales; Teratosphaeriaceae.